Triticum turgidum subsp. durum (durum wheat) is the source of this 501-nucleotide messenger RNA. The record is from the annotation of a GenBank genome assembly. NCBI's taxonomy places the organism in Eukaryota, Viridiplantae, Streptophyta, Magnoliopsida, Poales, Poaceae.
AUGAAGAAGUCGUUCUGCUUCCGCGGCUCCGCUGCGAAGAGGGCAGGACGGACGCCGAUGGCGGACUGGUGCGUCUUCUGCGACAUCGCCCGCCGCGCCCCCGCUUCCACCGCCGCUCUCCUCUACUCCGAUGACAAGGUCGUCGCGUUCCAGGACAUCAAUCCGUCCGCGUUCAGGCACUAUCUUGUCAUACCCAUCGAGCAUAUACCAACUGUAAAAAAUCUCCAAAGAACCAACGAAGAUCACCAGUUAGUUAGUCACAUGGUGAAGGUGGGAAAAGAUUUACUCAGUCGAGAUGCUCCCAAAUCUGAGGAACAUAGAUUUGGUUUUCAUCAGCCACCAUUUAAUAGUAUUGAUCACCUCCAUCUUCACUGCCUGGCACUGCCAUUUAUACCCAGUUGGAGGCAAGUAAAAUAUACACCAUUGGGUCCCUUAGGGGGCUUUAUUGAUGCUGAGAAGGUAUUGGAAAAAAUAAAACCAGAAACAGAAGUGUACAGUUAA